CAUUAAAUUCUGGAGAGAGAAACAGAGUGUCCCUCCCCCAACUCCCCCGCCCUCCUCGAAGUGAUUCCUAUUUUCUCUUUCUUUCUUUCUCAGAAUGAAUUUAAACCUCUCCAAACAGAAAAUCAGCAAUCGCAUUUAUACCCUCUCCCUCCCCUUCUUCUUCCGUUACUACUCUCCUCUCCCUCCUCCUCCGCCCCCUCCGCCGCCGAUUCCCUUCUCCUCCUCCUUCCUCUUCGCCGGAGCUAAUUUAUAGCGACGUACUUAGCGGGUUAUUAAUUGCACUUUUCUUCUUUUUGAUUUUUCUCGUUGGGUGAAAUUAAAGUUGGGGGUUUUUUUUUUUGAUUUCCCCCCUUUCCUCGGUUCGUCUCUGCUGCUGCUGCUUCUUCUUUAUUGUGGGUUACAGAAACCAUUAAGAAGGAGAGUGGGAGGGUUGGUCUCAUUUACACCCAUCUAUCACCCACCACACCAACAAGCCAUUUACACUCCCACUUCCCUUAUCAUCAGACUGGUGAACUCCAGUAUUAGAGAGACAGUAGCUAUAGCUAGAAAACCCCAUUACAGCCUCUCUCUCAAGGGUUCUUAGUCUUUAAAUUAAACCUUAGGGAAAAAAGAACCCGGCCCUAAGCACAAGCUACCGCCAUUUGUUUCCUCUUGAUUCCAAUCCCGGCAAGAGGCGACCACCACACACUCUGUUUUCCCUUCACGCAAACGCAGGCCGAGAUAGAGAGAGCAGAGAGCAGCCUCUACUUCCCCCGCUUCCGUUCUCCGAUAGCUCGGAUCUCUUAUAAUGGAGUACAGUAGCGUCGGUCUUGGUGGCGUUUUAGGCGGCGGCGGAGGCGGAAAUGGGAGUGGGCCUAGUGGGGACCAUGAUUCCUCUCCCGCCGACCCUCAGCGCAAGAAGAAGCGGUACCAUCGUCAUACUGCUACCCAGAUUCAGAAACUCGAAGCGAUGUUCAAAGAAUGCCCGCAUCCGGACGAGAAGCAGAGGUUGUACCUGAGUAGGGAGUUAGGUCUGUCGCCCCGGCAGAUCAAGUUUUGGUUCCAAAACCGGAGAACCCAGAUGAAGGCCCAGCACGAAAGAGCAGACAACUGCGCACUUAGAGCUGAAAACGAUAAGAUCAGAUGUGAGAACAUAGCCAUCAGAGAGGCAUUGAAGAAUGUCAUUUGCCCAUCUUGUGGAGGUCCUCCGGUGACGGUAGAUUGUUAUUUUGAUGAACACAAAUUGCGAAUGGAGAAUGCUCAGUUGAAAGAUGAGCUUGAUAGAGUUUCCAGCAUUGCUGCCAAGUACAUAGGGAGGCCAAUUUCCCACCUGCCUCCAGUACAGCCAAUUCAUGUUUCUUCCUUAGAUUUGUCAAUGGCUACUUUUGGAGGGCAUGCAAUGGGUGGUGGUCCUUCCCUGGACCUUGAUCUUGAUCUUCUCCCACCUCCAGCGAAUUUGCCCUUCCAACCAUUGGGCAUUUCUAAUGUGGACAAGUCAUUAAUGACGGAUGUUGCUGCAAAUGCCUUGGAUGAACUAUUAAGGCUUCUGAAAACGGAUGAACCUCUGUGGAUGAAGUCUUCCACGGAUGGAAGGGAUGUUCUUAAUCUGGAAGCCUACCAAAGGCUUUUCCCAAAGGUCAAUGAUCAUCUGAAGAAUCCCAAUGUUAGAAUUGAAGCAUCCAGAGAUUCUGGUGUUGUUAUCAUGAAUGGGUUAGCCUUGGUCGACAUGUUUAUGGAUUCUAGCAAGUGGGUUGAACUAUUCCCAACAAUUGUUUCGACGGCAAAGACCAUUGAAUUAGUAUCUUCAGGACUGAUGGGUGCGCACAGUGGCUGUUUGCAGCUGAUGUAUGAAGAAUUGCAACUUCUUUCGCCAUUAGUGCCAACUAGGGAAUUCUACAUCCUUCGGUACUGUCAGCAAAUUGAACAAGGGGCGUGGGCGAUUGUGAAUGUUUCUUAUGAUAUACCUCAAUUUGCUUCUCAGUUUCGAUCCCAGCGGCUUCCUUCUGGAUGCUUGAUCGAGGAUAUGCCUAAUGGAUACUGCAAGGUAACUUGGGUGGAACAUGUUGAGAUUGAAGACAGGGCUCCAAUCCACCGGCUUUAUAGAGAUCUCAUCUAUAGCGGGAUGGCAUUUGGUGCUGAGCGGUGGCUUACUACACUCCAAAGAAUGUGCGAGCGGUAUGCAUGUCUGAUGGUUUCAAAUACAUCAACACGAGAUCUUGGAGGAGUGAUUCCAUCUCCUGAAGGCAAGCGAAGCUUGAUGAAACUUGCUCAGAGAAUGGUGAAUAGUUUUUGCUCAAGUAUCAGUGCAUCUAACAGCCACCAGUGGACGACACUGUCUGGGUUGAAUGAAACUGGUGUUCGAGUUACUUUUCGCAGGGGUUCCGAUCCAGGCCAACCCAGUGGUAUGUUUCUUUGUGCAGCUACCACAUUUUGGCUUCCAGUUUCACCCCAGAACGUGUUCAACUUCUUCAAGGAUGAAAAAACACGAUCACAGUGGGAUGUUCUUUCUAGUGGAUCUGGAGUCGAAGAGAUCACCCAUCUUGCAAAUGGAUCUCAUCCGGGGAAUUGCAUAUCUAUUCUUCGUGCCUUCAGCAGUAGUCAGAACAGUAUGGUUGUACUUCAGGAGAGCUGCAUAGACUCAUCAGGUUCUCUUGUAGUGCAUUGUCCGGUUGAGGUCCAAGCCAUGAACAUGGCAAUGAGCGGUGAGGACCCGUCUUGUAUCCCGUUGUUGCCAUCAGGGUUCACAAUCUGCUCUGACGGAAAUCUAAGAGGGGAACCUUUGUUGGGGGAUGGGGCUUCGACAAGCUCGAAUGGAGGAAUUGGAAGUGGUAUUGCAAAGUCAAGCGGUGGUUCACUAAUCACAGUAGCAUUUCAAAUACUAGUGAGCAGCUUGCCAUCAGCCAAGCUAAACAUGGAGUCAGUAAACACAAUCAACAACGUUAUCGGCACAACUAUUCAGCAGAUCAAGGCAGCCUUGGAUUGUCCUAGUUCCUGAUUGUGAUCUUCAUCGACGGACUUAAGCUUGUGUGGUGGAUGGUGGUAUUGAAUGAUGUUGUGGGAGGGAGGAGGUAUUGCAGUUAUUUAGGGGGUUAGUCUGAAGAUGCCUUCCUCAUUUACAUUUGACAUUUACUGCUGCUGCUGCUGCUGGUUGCUGUUUAGUUGUGCUGUUGCUGCUGGAUUCUGCUGGAUGCUGCCAAGCUUCAUUUACAAUCUACACCAACUCUCACAUACUGGUACUACUGGGUGUUAUUAUUUUGGGUCUUUAAGGCAAAGGGUUUCUUUUUCUUUUUUUUUUCUUGUUGAACAAAUUAUUGGGGUUUUUCCUUAGCUGUUACCUUGGAACAAGGAGUAGUAGUAAUAGUAGUGAAGGAAGGAAGGGAGGGAAGUUGAGUGAAUGGUCAGAGUUCCAUUAAUGAAGGGAGUCAAGAACGCACCAUACAAUACAAACAAUGGUGUCUUUUUCUUUUGCUUGCUGGAAGGAGAGCAGGGGGAUGGGAGUCUCUUUCACUGCCAGCAGCAAGAAGAAGAGAGACCCAAAGAAAUUUGUGUGGUUCGGGUAUUGACUUCUUCUGGUCAGAUUGUGAACUCUUUUUUUUCUUUUGUCUUUGGGAUUUUGUAUGGUCUUGUCAAUGAAUCAAUUCACCAUUUGACUUUUCCCUGCUUCUCCCCUCUUUUACC
This is a messenger RNA of Linum tenue, 3657 nucleotides long. The record is from the annotation of a GenBank genome assembly. Lineage: Eukaryota; Viridiplantae; Streptophyta; Magnoliopsida; Malpighiales; Linaceae.